AUGGAAGAAAUUCCCAUUGGUUAUAAGCUUCAUCCAAUCGACAGGGAGUUGAUACAGUAUCUUGUGUGCAAGGCAAAGGAAGAAGCCCUGCCAUGCGAAGAUGUUGUGAAGGACUGUGACGUUUACGGCAAAGAGCCCUCAAAACUUUUCAAAGGUUCAGAAGAGAAAGUUCUUUAUUUUUUCACCAAAUUGAAGAAGAAGCAUAGAAACGGCUCGAGGAUCGAUCGUGUGACGGCGACUAUAGGUACAUGGAAGGUGCAAGACAAGGCUAAACCCAUAAAAGAUGUCGAUGGUACUACUGGUACCAGCGAAGAAGAUGAUCAAGAAACAGCGGCAUCUGGCCAAAAUUAUGUAAUUUGCCGAAUUAAAAGGCAAAAGAGGGAAGAAAUUAAGGUGAUGCAAGCAGAGGAGUGCAAAGUGACAGUAACUCCGGCACCUGAAGACUGCAAUACGAUGGAACCCAAAUUACCAACGGUACUAAUGCAAGUUGAAGAUUGCAAUACGAUCACAGAUGCAAUGGAACCCAUAUUACUAACGUCACUACGUACUAAUGCAAGCUGA
Molecule: messenger RNA, 561 nt
Organism: Cornus florida
Lineage: Eukaryota; Viridiplantae; Streptophyta; Magnoliopsida; Cornales; Cornaceae
Product: NAC domain-containing protein 26-like
Exons: 2
Coding region: 1-561 (186 amino acids)
Biological process (GO): regulation of DNA-templated transcription; system development
Molecular function (GO): DNA binding
Source: RefSeq, a predicted model, not a curated record